Pogonomyrmex barbatus (red harvester ant) is the source of this 3382-nucleotide messenger RNA. RefSeq names its product cytoplasmic polyadenylation element-binding protein orb2 (gene orb2). Gene Ontology annotation, molecular function: mRNA 3'-UTR binding; ribosome binding; translation factor activity, RNA binding. Gene Ontology annotation, biological process: negative regulation of cytoplasmic translation. Gene Ontology annotation, cellular component: nucleus; synapse; neuron projection. NCBI's taxonomy places the organism in Eukaryota, Metazoa, Arthropoda, Insecta, Hymenoptera, Formicidae. The record is from RefSeq and is a predicted model, not a curated record.
AGCAGCAGCAGCAGCAGCAGCAGCAGCAGCGGCAGCAGAGGCAGCGGAGAAGAGACCACGAAGUCGCGUUACCGAAACGCGCUCUGCUGGCUGAAGUUUUCCGGGCCUCCUCCUCCUCCUUCUCUUCCCUCUUCCCUCCCUCCUCCUUGCACCUCCACCAGCCCUCCGUUCUUGCUCUUUCGUUCCGUUCGAGCUCGAGCGCGGUCGACAAAGGCGCGAGGGCGUACGCGCGACGGAGGAGACGCAGAGACUAAACGACGGUGAGACACACAAGUGCCGCCGAAGGAAAAUAGGGAAAAAUAUGCAAACCGAUCGGGAGGAGGCAGCGCUAAACCGUCGUACCUCGUAGAGGAGGUGGGAGAGACCGACGUACGUGUGCGGUCAGAGGUGGUGCACGAUACCGCGUGUAGGCGGGGAUCGUCAACGGAGGUGUGGAAGAGAGGCCCAUUGAGUCGCCGCGCCGCGCGCGAUUACCGUAGUGUGCGAAUUCGCUCCGUUCCGUUCCGCUCCGAUUGUCAGUGUCCGGGUGGAGAGACACAUCGCAGUCGGCGAGCGCGGUGCGGUGGUAGUAACCCUGACCUGACCCCCCCCCCCCCGCGUGCUACGCUCCUCUUGGGCAACGGGCUCGCGCUCGCGACCAGUGUCCCCGUAAAGCUCCACGGUGCGUGUGUGCGCGCGCGUGCGAUAAACCACAUCGGCGAGCCCCACGUCCACGUCCGUCCGCGCCGCGUGAGCGUACCUCACGUACGUAAAACGGAGCUUAUCGGCGAUCGAUUGAUCGCGCGCGCGCGACAGCCGAUACGCCGCGACGCGCCGCGACGCGGAACAAUCGGCGAUCAGCGACAGCGACACGUCGUCGGAGAAGUAGCACACGGACUAUCGGUCUCGCGACUAUCGGUAUCCGCGGGGAAUCCUGCCUAUCGCCGUUCUCGCAUCAGCCGCCCUCCCACGCUCGUCGUUGGGGGAAACCAGCGAGUUUAGUGUGACAGCCAGAGUCGCGAAGUCGUUCGCGCGAUCGCCACGCGAAGGACGUGGACGGAUCGUUCCGCUUCAUCGAGCUGCGGGGUGGUGAAACGUAUCGCGUAUACGCUCUUCCCUCCCGCCCUUCUCACGUCCUCCUCCACCGCCCUCCGCCUCUGCCACCGCGAUACGAUCCGCGGAGCGACCUCGUAUCGUAGUCGCGUGUGUGUGAUAGUGGAAAGCAAAAGGUCGCGCUCUCUACGCUACGUAUUUGGGAGGAUUCCAAGUGGUCCAGCGGUGUGCGUCCUCGCCGAGUGGAUCGAAAUUAUGUUCGCCAGGGGGUAGCCCGUGAACGAGACGCGCACACGACGAACGAGAACGGGCGAGCCAGCGGACGAUCGAACGCGGGGGAGGCAACCAGGAGCAGCUUCGCAACGAGCAGCGCUUCGCAUCGACGGAGCGCCGCGACGACGACGAUGGCAAUGUGCGUCGCCGAGUGAGUUUGAUUCCUCGACAGCCAAGAGGAUGACACGAAGACAGGGUCGCUGCCGAAUCGUACCGGGGCGACGUGGCAUCAGUGGGAUCUAGAGGAACGCUUUUUAAGGAGAGCGAGUGAGCGAUCGGAAGACGAAGGAGACACGAGAACGAAAUUAUACACGCAUGGCCCCUGAGGAAAAAUAGACCGAGGCGUGAAAAUAGAAGGUGGGAAAUUAGACAAGGAAGAAAGAGAAAGAGAGGUAGAAAGAGAGAGAGAGAGAGAGAGAGGAAGAAAAUAGCAAAAAGAAGAUAUUGCAAAGAGCGAAAAGAAGACACACGACGAAGGGGAUCAUCGCACGGUGUGGACCUUCGGUUUCCGGAAUCCCUCUGUGUGAGUGUUUUUACGCGUACGGCCGUGGAUCGAUAGUUUGUCCCGCGAGCUCGUGCCGGACGGGUACUACGGCGAGUUACACUACGUGGAGGACCUUUCGCGCGGUUCUUUCGCGUUCGACGACAACGAUAUUCCCGAGCUGCGAGUAACGAGGGAGACGAGUGGAGAAGAGGAAGUUUCCGAAGGGGCCUAGCUGGAGGUACUGGUUAUCAUAACGGUGCUCAACGUCGCGAGAACGCUUGGCGACUGCAAGCUCCGCGGUGAUUUAUGGGGGACUACAGCUCGUCGAGUCUCUUCUCGAGUACUCUGACCAGUCCGAAAUCUAACACGAACACGAGUAACAACAACAGCAACGCUAGCACCGCCGUCACCAUAACAACAUCCACGAUGCAGGACGAUCUACUGAUUGAGAAGCAAGCCGCCGGUAAGCCCGCUCCGCUCUCGCCGAGCGGUGCCUUGGACACCGUGACUGGACAGGACAAAUCGAAGGACGUGAUCGAAACGGAGAGCAUCGCCAUCACACCGACGACGCCCUCGUCGACGGAAAAGGACAUCACGUGCAGCACGACCUCGGCUUUGCAGGGCUUCGCUGAUCCCGGUGGCCGCGUGCCUAGCCUUUGGUCCGCACCGGACGACGGCGGUUUGCACACCGCGUUACCGGUUAAUGGCUCUAUUGGCGCCUUUCAGAAUUUUCCAGCCACUGGAUCCGCGGCCCUAUUCGCCAGCACCGGAGCUGCCGCCGCGGUUUCAACCGGUACGCGACGUGCUAUCACGGCUAGUCACAAUUUUUCGCAGCAGCAACAACAGCAGCACGGUAACGCCGGUACACCCACCGGCACUAGGCACGGCGGUCUACAGGUAUCAUCCGCGCAACAGCAGCAGCAACAGCAGCAGCAGCAGCAACAACAGCAGCAGCAGCAGCAGCAGCAUCAACAGCAGCAACAACAACCUCCGCCGACAUCGCAUCCGAACGUCUACCUGCCCGGCAAAGGAUACGCCGCGUGGUCGGGCGGACCGCAGGCCCCGCAACAGUGGGGUGCGGGCCCACAAGCUGCCGCUGCCGCCGCGGUCGCCAGUCCGGGUCUGUCCCCCUGGAAUCGCGGCAGGUCCGUGCCUAAUUUACCACCGUUGCACUCGUCCUUGCAUGCCGCUGCAGCGGUUGCGGCCGCGGCUGGUUUGCAGGGUCGCAAGCCAAGUCCGACUUUCCCGGGCCACCCGGGCCCGGCGGCGGCGCAUCCCUCCUGCAUCAGCCCGGUCAAGUUUCGUCGGAGCACCUCGUAUCCCGGCAAGGGCAACAUAUACCCGCCCCAACCAGCACCGACCUUCGAGGUAACCGCCGCCGAGGAAAGAGACCUGCUGCAACUGCCGCCGUUCCAGCAGGAUCGUAUGACGGCUAAUGGGAACUCACCGUUAGAUAACAUGAGGACUUUGGAACACUAUCUGAGCGACAUUAUGCGAGCUGGCGCAGCGGAUACCCCGGAACAUCUAAAAGGAUUCAUAAACUGCAACACCGCCAACACGUUGCAAUCGCUCGCGCAGCUACAUGGUGAGUGA